AUGAGUCAAAACUCCGGCAAGAGGACCAGAACCGACGAAGCUGACAGGUUCGUCGCGCUCCCAGAUGACUUGCUCAUCACCAUCCUAGCUAAGGUGGCGUCUGGAGCCGCAUCACCAGCAGAUCUAGCCAACGCCAGGAUGACGUUCAGUAGAUUCAGAGAUCUUGGUUACAACAGCGCGGUCCUGAAGAAUGCCUCUGCAAGCUGCAUAGCCGUCAGGCCAAAGAACUGGUCGAUCCAUGCACAGCACUUCCUAAAGUGCUGCGCGGAGGCUGGAAACGACGGUGCUUCAUAUCUCCUUGGCAUGAUACUCUUCUACUGCAUCGGCGAUCACCAAGGAGGAGCCGAUCUAAUCGCUGAUGCUGCCCUUCAGGACAACUGCUACGCCAUUUACUCUCUUGCCGUCAUCAUGUUCAACGGCAGUGGAGGAACAAGGGAAGAUCGCAACAUACUUGCAGGCGCCGGACUCUGUUCAAGCGCUGCAAGGCUUGGUCACCUGGAAGCUCUUCGCGAGCUCGGCUUCUGUCUCAUAGAUGGAUACGGCCUCAACCGUUCCGUCAUGAACGGGCGAAGGUUGCUGCUGCAAGCAACUGCCCGGGAGCUGUCUCCUGUGGCGGCACUCUCAUAUGCCAGACGUGCGCCACCUCAAAUGAUCCUGGCCGGCAUGCAUAGUGGUUUGCAUCAAGGAACAUCCAUAGAGGGCAAGACAUGGACAACGUUGAUCCAACCGUCGAGCAACUUAUAUUAUGCUGCAAUUUUGGAUGUGGUCGCAGAGAAACUAGAUGCCAGGAAUUCCGGUCAUGCUCCGGAUGCGGCGAGGCUUUCAUCUGUUCUCGCGCUCGCCGGGCAGCACACUCGGAAGGCUGUGCACGGAGUGUCUUGCGGGCGGAUGGUACAAGCCGACCAGGCCAAUGGAGCGGACGGUGGCCACGAGGCAGCGGAUGAAGCUGUGCAGGCACUUGAUGUCUGA
Lolium rigidum is the source of this 969-nucleotide messenger RNA. Its product is annotated as F-box protein At1g67340-like. The record is from RefSeq and is a predicted model, not a curated record. The transcript is spliced from 4 exons. Lineage: Eukaryota; Viridiplantae; Streptophyta; Magnoliopsida; Poales; Poaceae. Gene Ontology annotation, molecular function: protein binding. The coding region runs from base 1 to 969 and encodes 322 amino acids.